AUUCAUUCGCUUACACAUUUAUACACACAGCAGUAAACUCAUCAUUAAGGCAAGUUUUGAAGAGCAGUUUCAUCGAUUGGCUUCAGUGAAAUCACUAACUCGACGCUUUCAAGCGUCUGUAAAAGCGCUAUCAAGUUGCGUUGGUAGUUACAGACGGCAGACAUGAAGGGUAUAUAAGAUCUGGCUUCCAUCACUCUCGAUUUAUUUAGGACCUCGAGCAAAGACUAGUGGAGUUACAGUACUUCGUCUUUCGAUAUAACUAGGCAAAUGCAAUAAUGUUGUUUUAUUGGAUUGACUUGUUCUUGAUAGGGAAACUUUGCAGCAGUUUUAUUUAAGGGAGUUCGGGAAGGUCAUAUCGUAUCAUCUUCAGUUCUCUCAGCAGUCAGCCGUCUACUCCUCUUGAAUAGGCAUUUACCAUUGUGCGGACAGCAGUGUUGGGAUGGCUUUACAAGACGUGUGCGGUUUCCAUGACACCCCUGCAUACCCCAGAUGGAACUCUCCAGCGUUGCUGUCCUUGCCAGUGGGAGAUACCAUUUUGCACUUUCAGAGGGGAUUCGGAAGCAGCAUGUAUGAUUUCGGAGAUGCGCGCUCUGCUGGAAAAACCAGUGGGAAUGCGCUGGAGCUCUAUGUACCGGUAUUGGACUACCUCAGCCAAAGCCCUAUUAAUUUUGGCCAGAUUGCCUCCAACACACUACCAAGCCACCCUCCGCUUUUCCAGUCUCCUACUCCAUUGUCACCCUCCUGUCUUCCUGUGUCCAUUCCUCUGCUGUCCUCAUCUAUCCCUCCCAGUCCUUCUGUCCCCUUACCCUUCCCGCUGUCCCAUGGUACCACCACGCUGGCCUUUGCCUUCCAGGGCGGGGCCAUCGCCGCGGCCGACACCCGGUCCAGCUGUGGUGGUCUCGUUGCCUGCCCUGCCUCCCAUAAGGUCCUGCCCGUGCACUCGCACAUGGUGGGCACCACGUCCGGCACGUCUGCCGACUGCGCACUCUGGAAGCGCAUCCUGGCCCGGGAGUGCCGCCUCUACCAGCUGCGCCACCGCCGGCGUCUGACAGUAGGGGGCAGCGCUAAGCUGCUCUCGCACAUGCUGCAUCCCUUCAAGGGCACCGAGCUUUGUGUGGCAGCCACCUUGUGCGGCUGGGAUGGCGAAGUUGAAGGGGGUACAGAGGACAAGUCGGGUGGCAGGGAUUCUUCCCUGGAGCAAACCGGCCUGAGAAAAGGUGGGUGGACCCAAAAUAUGGACAAUCCUGAGCAGACACUGGUCCUUCCUACAGAUUCGGGAGCAGGAGAGGUGAGCAGGGCAUCCCGUGAAAUAGAUCGGAAGUCAGUGGGCGGAAAUGUGGAUAGGGCACCAGGUGGCCCACCAGCCACGGCAGCGGAGGGAACCCAGGAUGGAGGAUCUGGAUAUGAGAGUGGCACCUCACCAGCUGCUGCAACCAGAGCCCCAGCUUUGGCUCCGGGCCCCCGGCUCUGCUACGUGUGCAGCGACGGCACUCUGCUGAAGGGUGGGCUCUUCUCCGUGGGCUCCGGCUCCCCCUACGCUUACUCCGUGCUGGAUGCGGGGCUUCGCUGGGAGCUGAGCGUACCAGAGGCGUGCUCCCUGGCCCGGGAGGCCGUGUUCAGGGCCACGCACCGGGAUGCAUACUCCGGGAACUGCGUGGACCUCUUCCACAUCACCGCACGAGGCUGGAGACGGCGGGCGAGGGAGGACCUGAAGGAGGAGUACUAUAGGGAGAAGGAGAGGGAGAGGGAGAGGGUGGAGGAGAGAAGGAGGGAGAGGGAGAGGGUGGAGGAGAGAAAAUAG
This is a messenger RNA of Paramormyrops kingsleyae, 1801 nucleotides long. RefSeq names its product proteasome 20S subunit beta 11b (gene psmb11b). The record is from RefSeq and is a predicted model, not a curated record. Lineage: Eukaryota; Metazoa; Chordata; Actinopteri; Osteoglossiformes; Mormyridae. Gene Ontology annotation, cellular component: proteasome core complex; cytoplasm.